This is a messenger RNA of Vigna umbellata (rice bean), 2158 nucleotides long. Lineage: Eukaryota; Viridiplantae; Streptophyta; Magnoliopsida; Fabales; Fabaceae. The record is from RefSeq and is a predicted model, not a curated record.
UAAAUGAAUGAAGAGUGCACAUUAUAAUCCUUUCCUUAUGAAAUAACACGAUACAGAUACGAGUUGAUUGAACUGUUAAUAAAUAGAAACAGAGCAUGGUAAAACGGUCUGUAGAUGUGGUAAAUUUAAAAACUAGAGACGCAACAGGACAUAUUUUGGUUCGGCUAAUCGAAUGAAAAAGGAAUAGUUGAGCGCAUCCAAUGCCAUUUAAUGUUUACUUUGAAAAGCAGGAUUCCCUUCACCACAUUAACAUUUUAGCAUAAGAAAGGUAAGCCCCGAGAGAACCAAGGUGAUUUAUUCAUCAUCUACCUUCGGAAUGGAAGAUGGAGAAAGCAGGAGAAGGAGCAGACUUUCGUCUUAUGAGAGAGUGGCAGCCAUAAGCUUGGUGGUUCUAGCAGUGGCUUCUCCUCUCUAUAUAGACCACAGAGCAGAGAGUGAAUUAGAUGAUGAGCAAUCCAUAAACUUUGCGUUUUUGUUGCCCUUGCUGCUCUUUGUAUUGAUUUUAGCCACAGCUUUAUCGGCUUUUCUUGAUCGCAACUUCACCAGGUUUGAUCGCCACUGGAUUCAUAGAGUUGGUGGUUCUUCUGGAGGUAUUGUCUUAAUUCUUGUAGUCCUAUUUCUAGUGUUGAAGUGUAAAGCGUCUGUGUAACAAGAUACCAUGAACCAACUAUGUAGUUAGAUAUGCAGCAACGUCUUUGUGUCGUGUUUAUGAAAAAAUAUACGAAACCGCUUAAUAUUUGGCGAGUAAUCAUCCUGUGUUUACUAUUUAGUACAUUCAUGAAUGGAGAUAUAUUCCAUGAAUGAACCUCAAUACACUAAAAAGAAUGUACAGGAGGAGCCAAAGCAUAUUUGUGUUCAAUGACUAAGAUUAUAACUACUCAAAUUUUUCAUUAACGGCUUGUUCUUAAAAGAUAAUGAUACACUUUUCUUUUUCUUAACGGGCCGAGUCUCCAACAACACCUAGUUGACCCAUCAUCCUCUUCAUUUUUGGACAAGUGACGCUCGAGUGAAAAGGAAGAAAUAAUGGAGAUAUCCAUGAAUGAACCUCAAAACACCAAGACUAAAGUAUAAAUUAAUCUUACUAGUGUUGACAUAUCCACCUACGUGCAUGAUAUCUGCAAAAGGUUUGCAAGGUUGAAUUGCAAAAAGUCCAUAUCAUAAAUUUCGUACACACAAAUUAUAUGAAGCAAUUGGCUUGAAUGUCCUGACAAUUUCUUUUUCAAUAAGGAAAAUAUUCUCCUUAGGUAGUAAUCUAUCCAAUUUCAGUAAAAUUAUAACGACAAACUAAAAACUAAAUGCAACCAUAACUAAAGUAUGAAAUAGCUACAUCCUACCACCCACAUACUACUACCUAGUGUUGGUCAAUCAUGAGCAUAGCUGCACUUAUCAUUAGCUCCACAAAAAUAACUGUUUUGUUAUUUUAACCGCACCACUCCAAAAAGGCAACGCUACCGCUAAAGAAUACACAAACCAGCAGCCAGUUGAUCCACCUUCAACGCAUGUUCUCAUUAAUUAUUUCAUAGAGGAGAAUUGAUAAAAUACAUAGCGAACACACAAUAAGCAUCCCAAACAAUCGAGAAUUACAUCAAGAAAAUGCAUACCUGCUAUUUCUGAACCAUAGACGGGGCGAAAGGAGAACUUAGAGUAUUGUCAGAAGUACCAUCAUAAAUUAUGUAAUCUGAAGGGAAUUUGAUUAUACGGUGAGGGAGGGCUUCGUAUUGUCAGAUAUCACUGCCAGUUUCUCAAGCCACCUUUACUUUCACAUGGAUAGAAUUUGAAGAUAAAAAGAAUGAUCCUCGCGUUGCGGUUUAGGCCUCGGUGGUUAUGGAGCUCAAUUGCCCUUUCAGAUAAGCACUUGUUUGUGACAUCCGUUAAUAAUCAAUACAGAUGAUUAUCCAUAUUUACACUGACUUUAAAUUUGAUAGAAUACCCAACACAACAAGUAUCCGUUCAUUAGGGGAUUGGGGAGGGAUUACACCAUUUGUCUAAGACCAAGUCCAGAAGAAAAAUGCAUAUCUCGCAUUUACACUAACUUUAAACUUAAGAGAAUACACGACACAAUCAAUAUCCUUUUAUUUGGGGAAAGGGGAGGGGUUACAUCAGUUGUCUAAGGCAAGGUCCAGAAAAAAAAAUGCGUACUUCCAAAUACAAAUGUCAG